Messenger RNA from Effrenium voratum, 1857 nucleotides. The record is from the annotation of a GenBank genome assembly. NCBI's taxonomy places the organism in Eukaryota, Dinophyceae, Suessiales, Symbiodiniaceae.
AUGGCGGUGCCUUUGGUGCUGACCUUGGCCGGUCUCAACGGCCAGGAAGUCCACCUCACAGUGCCGGACCACCUCCUGGGGCGCGACUUUCUGGCGCUGGCCCACGCCGCUUUGGGACCUCCCAAGUUGGGGGCGAAGCUUCGCGUCAGCUUCGGCGGACGUGAGCUCGUGCCGCAGAAGACCCUGCGGGACCAGGAUUUGUGCACCAACUCAGUUGGCACAUUCACCUACACUCGUGCCUGUGCCCUAAACGCCUUGUGCGCGCUGGAGGAGCACGGCAUUGAGCAUUUCGAGCGGACGAUGGAAGGCGUGACAUUGCUGACGUUUGGCGACUCAUUCAACACCAGUUUGCGGGAUUUGACUCUGCCAGGAAGCCUUCGGAGCCUGAUGCUGGGCUCGGAGUUUAACCAAUGUCUGCAGGGAGUGACUUUGCCGAGGAGCCUGGAGAAUCUGACUUUCGGCUACGGAUUCAACCAAAGCUUGCAGGGAGUUAUUUGGCCAGACAGCCUGCAAAGCCUGACUUUCGGAUUCGCAUUCAACCAAAACUUGCAGCAGGUGAUUUGGCCACGCAGCCUGGAAAGCCUGACUUUCGGCCACAGGUUCAACCAAAAGUUGCAGGGUGUGACUUGGCCGAACAGCCUGCAGAGCCUAGCGUUUGGGCACGGGUUCAACAAAAACUUGCAGGAAGUGACUUGGCCAGAUACCCUACACACCCUGACGUUCGGAAAUGGGUUCAACAAAAGCCUGCAGGAGGUUACUUGGCCCGAUAGCCUACAGACCUUGAUACUUGGCAAUGGGUUCGACCAAACUCUUCAAGGAGUAGCUUGGCCAAGCAGCUUGCAGAGCCUUGCGCUUGGCGAUGCGAUGAACGAAAGCUUGCGGUACUUGACUUUGCCAAGCAGCCUGCAAAGCCUGAUAUUUGGGAGGUCAUUCAGCCAAAGCUUGCAGGGAAUGACUUUGCCAGGCAGUUUGAAGCACUUGACCUUUGGCGAUGUAUUCAAUAAGAGUUUGCAUGAAGUGGCUUUGCCAGCAAGCUUAAGCAGCCUGACAUUUGGCGAUGCAUUCAAUCAAAGUUUGCAAGGAGUGAUUUUGCCAAGCAACCUGCAGAGCUUGACGUUCGGCCACAGGUUCAACCAAAGCUUACAGGGAGUUGCUUUGCCAGACAGCCUGAGCAGCCUGAUUGUUGGUUGUGCCUUCAACCAAAGCUUGCUGGAAGUGGCUUGGCCAAGCAGUCUCAGGAGCUUGACUUUGGGUUUUGCAUUCGACGAAAGCUUGCAGGAAGUGACGUUGCCACGUAGUCUGAAAAGCCUGACAUUUGGCGAUCAGUUCAACAAAGAAUUGCAGGGACUUACUUUGCCUGAAUGUUUGGAGAGCCUGACUUUUGGCUUCGCAUUCAACAAGAGCUUGCAGGAAGUUACUUUGCCCAGCACCUUGCGGAGUUUGACUUUCGGUGACGCAUUCAACGAACACUUGCAGGGAAUGAAGUGGCCAGUCAGGCUGCAGAGCCUGACGUUCGGCUACCGGUUCAACCGAAGCUUACAGGGAGUAGCUUUGCCAGGCAGCCUGCAAGCCUUAACAUUUGGCAAUGCCUUCAAUCAAUCCUUGCAGGAAGUGACUUUGCCUGCCAGUCUGCAGACUUUGACCUUUGGGGAUGCCUUCAACCAAAGAUUGCCAGAUCUGCCAUGUGAGCUGCAACUUCUAAGCUUCGGCACUGGCUUCGACCAAGCGCUCGGAAUUCUGCCAGGGAACCUGCAAUCGCUUCUUCUUGGCAUGGACUUCAGCCAAAGUCUGCACGGGGUGGAGGUAUCGGAAGGCCUUCGAAAGUUACAGAUUGGAGAUAUGGCCAUUCAUUGCUGA